GAUAAGAGGCCGGGGACCGCUAGCCGGUCGCUGAUGACGUGACGACACGGUGUGGUGUUCAUUCAAUAUUGUAGUCAGUUAGCCGCUCGCAUUCGUGACGAAUACCCGUCUUUUCUCCGCAAAGUUAAUACCUCCGCCGAACACACCAUGUCUCUGCAAGAACAAUUCGACAAGGCCGCCGGAGACGUCAAGAAGCUGAAGUCCCUGCCCAGCGACACAGACCUGCUGGAGCUGUAUGCCCUCUUCAAGCAGGCCACCGUCGGGGACGCUGACCCUGCCAACAAGCCUGGCAUGUUCGACCUCAAGGGCAAGGCCAAGUGGGAGGCGUGGAACAAGAAGGCAGGCACCUCCAAGGAGGACGCACAGAAGGCAUACAUCGCGAAGGUGGAAGCCCUGACCGCAUCCAUCGGACUCCAAUAAGCAACCACCAGACACAAGCGUUCACAGACCAGAGGGAAAAACCAGGCUGUUUGACAGCCAGCUUUUGCCGGAUAAAAAAAAGAACGUUUUUUUUAAUCUGUGGUUUAGGUAUAAUUUUAGUCUAUGGGUAAAAGUAACUGAACAUCACAAUGAUAACUCUUAUUUUUAAUGUAAGAAAAGCCUUUUUUGAAGCGAUUCUUAACUUCCACAAAUGGGUGGUGCUGUUUUAAGUGAAUGUUUAUGUAUUUAUUGUUUUUAAAGUUGCAUUUUUUGUUAAGAGUUUUGUAUGUGGAAUAAAACAGCAGUUUUGGACUGAU
Molecule: messenger RNA, 737 nt
Organism: Plutella xylostella (diamondback moth)
Lineage: Eukaryota; Metazoa; Arthropoda; Insecta; Lepidoptera; Plutellidae
Gene: ACBP
Product: acyl-CoA binding protein
Biological process (GO): fatty acid metabolic process
Molecular function (GO): fatty-acyl-CoA binding
Source: RefSeq, a predicted model, not a curated record